This is a messenger RNA of Symbiodinium sp. CCMP2456, 564 nucleotides long. NCBI's taxonomy places the organism in Eukaryota, Dinophyceae, Suessiales, Symbiodiniaceae. The record is from the annotation of a GenBank genome assembly.
AUGUCGGAAGCCUGCGCUGCGCAGGUUGAUUCUGACAAGGAGACUCGGGCACGCGUCGCUACGACGGAGCAGGUCAGCGAUGUGCUCCUUGACUUCGGAGAAGCGACCAUGCUUGCGAGCUCUGUGCUGCUUCGUCUAGCCUCUCCAGUGUUCAACCGCAUGCUUGCGAGUGGCAUGAAGGUGGACGUGGCAGUGGCGACCAAGACGCAGUUUCAGGUUUUCUAUGCCUUACUCGGACCUGGUGCGUUUAGCUUCGACAAGGUGACGAAGGACAGCAUUGACGGGCUACUUUCCAUCAGUGACUACUAUCAAGUGGACUUCGUGAAGGAAGCCUGCAUAAAGAAGCUUGAUGAACUUCCGGUCACAGCCCAUCGCUUCAUGCAAGCACACAAGCAUGGCCUUAAGAGGCAACGCGACAGAUGCCUUCAUGAACUGGCUAGGGCUGGCGAGGAAAGGGAGUUGGUGUUGCUCCACUCGGCCAACGCAGAUCUCCUGCUGGAAGUGACGCUGAAGAAGCGCAAACUCUUCGAGAGGUACGAACACAAGGUUCCUUCGCAUCAGUAA